CUCUCUCACUCUCGGGUUGCGACUCCGCACGGAACAGCCUCUGAGGUUCGUUCUUUCAAUCGCGCCUUCGAAAUUCAUCGGCGAUCCUCGCUUGUCUCGCCAAUUUUGCACUGAAAGGUGAGAGCUUUCCUUCAGAAAAUCCGUAUUUUCAAUAACCCAUAACCCAUUAUGCUAAAGGAAUGCGUCAGUGCGCACCAUCGAUUCUUAGGCUCAAGAAGAGCGAUUACUACAUGUGCCAUCCCAUUCUUGCAAUGAAAGGUGAGAGCUUUCCUUCAGAAAACCCAUAUUUGCAACAACCCAUUAUGCUAUAGAGAUGCGUCAGUGCUCACCAUCGAUUCUUUAGCUCAAGAAGAGCGAUUACUACAUGUUCCCUUCAUUCUUGCACUGAAAGGCGAGAGCUUUCCUUCAGAAAAUCAAUAUUUCCAAUAACCCAUUAUGCUAAAGAGAUGCGUCAGUGCUCACCAUCGAUUCUUUAGCUCAAGAAGAGCGAUUUCGACAUGUGCCCUCCAAUUGGAAGCUCCUGCUUCUGCAACUUCUGGCAAUUCGGCUGAUCAUAAGUCCUUGACUCUGUCUUUGUUGGAGCAGCUCAUUCGGCGGGGGCAGUUCUCAUCCGCACAGAGCGUGGUCCAGCGGAUAAUAACUCAUUCUCCAUUGGCUCUCGAUGUGAUCUUGGUGGUCGAUUACCUCACUUCGCGAGGAUUGGACCUCGACUUGAAUAGCCACAGUGCGCUUUUGCGGAAACUCGUGCAGUGUGGGGUUAGUAUGAGGAUUGGUUGUUAUAAUCAGUUGAUAGACUCAUUGUGUUUUAAGGGAUACAUGGAUGAAGCAGUUAAGGUAUUCUGCCUGCAGCAGGAGAUCACGGAGCUUCCCCCGACACUCCAUCAGUAUAAAUCAUUGUUUUAUGGUCUUUGUAAGGGAGGGCGGAUUGUGGAGGCGGAGCAACUAUCAAUAGAGAUGGAAGCAGAAGGCUUUUUUGUCGAUAAAGUAAUGUAUAACUGGCUAAUUUUUUGGUAUAGCAAGGAUAGGAAAAUGAAGAUGGCAGUGAGGAUUUUCUUUCGGAUGCUGAAAUUGGGUUGUGAGGUAGAUGAUUAUGCCUAUAAUACAUUAAUUAAUGGGUUCAUGAAGUGGGGUAUAUUUGAUAAAGGCUGGGCAAUAUACAAACAAAUGGUGGACUGUGGAAUGCACCCUAAUGUGGUUACUCACCACAUCAUGAUAAGCAACUAUUGUAGAGUAGGGAAAGUGGACUGUGCAUUGAAGCUGUUAAAUGAGAUGCUUGUCUGCGAUAUAACUCUUGGUGUGCACUCUUAUACAACUUUGAUUGCUUCACUUUACAAGAAAAACAAGUUGACUGAAGCAGAUGAAUUGUGCAAAAGGAGGUUGGACAAUGGGGUUCUCCCUGACCCUAUUUUUUUUCUUGUUGUCAUAAGGAUGCACCCGAGAGGGUGUGAACUUCAGCUUGCUUAUAUGAUGUUGCAGGCUAUUGGCCAUUCUGUGUCCUUAGCUUCUAAUACCUGGGAUGGCAGCACGGAUUUUGGGCAAAACAUUGAGUAUCUGCUUGAGGGAAUUGCAAAAAAGGACUUGAAUCUGGCCAGUAUUGCUUUUACUAUUUGCGUUAGUGCUGUAUGCGAGAGAGGAGAUAUUGAUGCUGCCAUUCUCCUCGUGGAUAAAGCAGAUAGUGUUGGAUGCCAACUGUUGCUUUUUACAUACAAUUCACUGAUCAAGUGUCUAUGCCAAAAAGGGCUAUUUGAGGAAGCUGAAUCCCUCAUUCAUCUAAUACAGGACAGGGGUAUAGUACCAGACUUGGAAACUUACUUAAUAAUGAUAAAUGGUUAUUGCAAGCAAGGGAAUUUGCAGUCAGCCUAUCGUGUCAUGGACCAAAUUAGUGAGAGAGGACUGAAUCCCUGUGUCGCCAUGUAUGACUGCAUUAUAGGUUUUUUAAGCAAUAAAAAGAGAAUUUUUGAGGCAAAAGACCUUUUCAAGAGAAUGCUCGAGGAUGGUGUGGAUCCUGAUGAGACUAUAUACAUGACGAUGACAAAUGCUUAUGCCAGAAGCAGAAGACUUCUUGAAGCUAGAGAAUUGUUUGAUAAAAUGAUUGAAAAUUCUAUCAAGCCAAGUUCAUAUUCAUAUACUGCUCUUAUAAAUGGUUUGGUAAAGAGAAAUAUGACCGAGAAGGGGUGCAUAUACCUUGAUAAGAUGAUUGGAGAUGGUUACGAGCCAAAUAAUGUGCUCUAUGCGUCCCUUAUUGGCCAUUAUUUAAGGGAAGGAGAUUUUGAAUCUGCCUUCAUGCUAGAUGAUUUGAUGUGCAGAAACCAUAUCAAAUGUGAUCUUAUCACCUAUAUUGUUGUGUUACGGGGUGCAUGCACGCAUAUCAAUGGCAUAAAGAAUAAAGGGGCAUCACAAGUAGAGCAUCUUAUAGAACAAGAAAAAUGCUAUUCGAUUUGCUGCAGAGUAGGAGUUUGGCAACAAUUGAUAGAAACCUUAAAGUUCCUGUAAAUUUGCCGGAAGCAAUGAAGCACUUUGUGUUGAAUCUGUGCAAGAAAAUUAAGGAUAGUGAAUUUAUGCCGAAUCUGUUCCUAUACAAUGGCAUAAUAUCUGGUUUCUGCCGAGCAAACAUGAUUGAGGAUGCCUAUCACCAUGUUGAGUUAUGCAAAGAGAGGGGUUACAUCCCAAUCAGGUGACCUAUACAAUUCUGAUAGGGGGGCACAUAAGUCAAGGUGAAAUUGAUAGUGCUGUUGGCUUAUUCAACAAGAUGAAUGCUGAUGGUUGUCUUCCGGAUGGACUUGCAUACAAUAGGUUAGUUAGAGGCCUUUGUAGUUAUGGAAGGCUGUUGGAUGCAUUGUCACCUGUUUAUGCAAUGCAUAAGAGGGGUUUAUUUCCGAGUAAGUUGUCUUAUACAUGUUUAUUGAACAACCUUUGCUCAAGCGGAUUGAAUAUUCUCGCCUUCAAGAUAUUUGAAGAAAUGCUUUCCCAUAACUUCAUUCCGAGCCUUCACUGCUCUAAUUUGCUGCUUUCCAACUUACGUGUAAGUGGGAGGUGGCAUGAAGCUCAAGUAGUCCACUAUUUGAUGCACAAAGAGGAAAAUGUCUCUGGACAGCUCAAUGAGAGGGUUUUUGAUUGACUCAUGCUACAUAUAAGGAGAUCUCCAUCUUCAAGAAAACAAAAUGGUUUUGUUAUGGGGGAGCUUACUAGAAGUUGGUAUUACUCUAUCCCCGGUCCUUCUUUAUCAGUUGCCAUUUCAAUUGGCAAUCUUAAUCAUUGGAAAAGUUAGAAACUUAUCGGUAGGGGCCAUCUCACCCUCUUACCGGAGGAGGAAUCUCUUCUUGCACUUCUCCACUCGUGAAAGACAUGGUUGUACUGCUUUUGACUAUUUGAUCAUUAUGAUCUGGCUCUAUGCAUUUUAAGGUGGAUGUUGCUGUACAAUCAUUUGGAUUCUGGACAAUAAGCUCUUUGCACAAUAACUCAGCAAAUGGUAAGGUCAUAGUAGUUAAUUGGAAGUUUCCUCCUGGUCCAAUGUACGUCUAAUUACAACGUCAUUGUAAACUUACUGAAUCAGCUGGACAAGACCUCCUCAUGGCAUGGUGGGUUUCCAUGGAAUUGUGUUCCUAUAGUUUGGACCCAUUUCUUUGGUGAGAAAAAGAACAACUUUGGUCAGUGAUGGACUGGCCAGAAUCGAAUGCGGGAUAAUUCAUGGCAAGAAGGUAUUUGUGGAGCAAUUUGUCUGAUCCCUAACAUUGAGGUGGACCUAUCAAUUUUAGGUGAAAGAUCGGGUCACAGCUACCUUUACUUUCCAUUUCUGAAUCUGCUAGAGUAUCAGCAAUUUCCCCAACUUGCUGAAAUUUCGGGUGAAUCAAUUGUAUUGUUACGGUGUGAAGACUCCUGAAGAACUUGCGCAGCUGAAUGCGAAGUUGAACAAGAUCCCUGGAUGGGCACAUUUCAUUUGUAACAAAGCAGAGGUUCAUAUUUUCCUGAAUUUUAUGUCUUCCUCUGCAUUAGGUAUAUAAUGAAUAUGUUGCUUGUAAAAUUCUGUUGUUUGUGUGAGAUUCUUUUCUUUAUUCCUUGUGAUAAAGUAGAGAAGACUAUGACGAACUAUGAAGUUUAAGAUCUUUCAACAUUGUAGAUGGAUAUUUCAUGUUUCGAGAGGAGUGCAUAUCUUCUUUGGACCAGAUCGUUUUCUGACUUAAGUGCCCAGAACUAAAACAACUGCCAGUUUCUUCUGAAUUAAGAGAGUGCGAUCACCAAAUUCAAGGGGCGGUGGAAAUCAUCCAGGGUUAGGUCUGUUCCUUCAAAGAAAAGAUCUAUGGAGAUGCUAGAUAUAGAGAAUGGGAUAGUAGAAGCAUGCUCUUGAGAAAUUUAUCAUUGGAACAGCAGCAGAUGAAUGCUAUUUUAUGUACGGAUUAAUCGUGACUUGAGCUUAUAUAUGUAGUAGUAUAGACCUGGAGGCAUUUUUGUUGACGAAUGCAAGACCUCUGAAGUCGAUAGGCUGCUUUGAGUCCUUGUCUUAGCUUAGUGACACUGCUCAAAUAUUUAGCAUAUGAUGAAUCUGCAGUGGGAUGAUGCAACUCAAAUGCACAAAAGCAAUACUUGUCAAUCAGCACCUGGAUCCAUGUUUUUAUGUAUGGUUUAUCUGCAAGGGACAACUAAUUGGGUCAGGAAACACAACCACUACUUCACAAGGUGUAGCCUAUUACUUGAUGUAUUGCUCAAUGUAGGAUUUUUAAGAAGCAUGAACAUGAAGAUUAUCACAAAGCAAGUUUUCUUUUUACGUACUCAUUCUUGGUACUUUUAAAGGGUGGGGACUGUGGUAAGGCUUCAAGUCAGUGUUAGCAAAGAAGUGACCAUGACAAAUUCCUUAGACAUAGAUAUGUAAACUUUCACCUUAUUUAGCUGUAAGAACAUUCAUGAAUUUUGAGGAACAUGUAGAGAACUACAAAUUAAGUUAUUGAAACAUGAAAGAUGUAACAAGAACAGCAUGGGAAA
Syzygium oleosum is the source of this 4977-nucleotide messenger RNA. Its product is annotated as pentatricopeptide repeat-containing protein At5g62370-like. The record is from RefSeq and is a predicted model, not a curated record. Bases 436 to 2493 code for a protein of 685 amino acids. The transcript is spliced from 7 exons. NCBI's taxonomy places the organism in Eukaryota, Viridiplantae, Streptophyta, Magnoliopsida, Myrtales, Myrtaceae. Gene Ontology annotation, molecular function: protein binding.